Molecule: messenger RNA, 1353 nt
Organism: Serendipita indica DSM 11827
Lineage: Eukaryota; Fungi; Basidiomycota; Agaricomycetes; Sebacinales; Serendipitaceae
Source: the annotation of a GenBank genome assembly
AUGAUGAACGCUGCCGCAAACGCGCUCGAAAAUGUUCUCCGCAAAGGUGAUGGACAAGCAGACGUCCGCACAGACGUUGCGAACCCGGCUUCCAAUCCCGAACAGUAUGCAGAUCCAAGCAGGGAGAAGAUGAAGGCCCUUACCUGGCAAGGCGCGAACCGCGUACAAAUUGUCGACUCUCUCAAGCCCAAGAUUCUCAACGACAACGACGUGAUCGUUUCGGUCUCCGGUUCAACGCUAUGUGGCAGCGACCUGCAUCUCUACCACGGUGCUAUUAUGCAAAUGCAAAAGGGCGACAUUUUAGGCCACGAGUUUUGUGGCAAAGUUGAGUCGGUCGGCCCAGGCAUUCGCAAGGUCAAACCAGGCGACCGCGUCGUCGCGUCCUUCUCAAUUGCGUGUGGUGAUUGCUAUUAUUGCAAACAAAAACUCACAACAGCCUGCGAACGCACCAACGCGGACGAGCUUCAGAACAUGCUUUAUGGACACCGCACCGUAGGAAUCCUGGGCUACUCACAUCUCACGGGAGGCUUUGCUGGUGGACAGGCAGAAUACGUCCGCAUGCCCUACGGCGACUUUAAUUUGCUCAAGAUCCCCGAUGACGUUCCCAACGAGAAGGCACUCUACCUCUCUGACGUACUUUGCACGUCAUAUCAUUGCGUUGUCGAUACUGGUGUUAAGAAGGGGGACAGUGUUGCCAUCUGGGGCAUGGGUCCCAUUGGACUUAUGGCGGCAUUCUUCUGCUUCCAGAAGGGAGCGUCACGCGUUAUUGGCAUCGACCAAGUUGGCUGGCGUCUUGAAUGGGCCAAGAAGAAACUCCCCAAGAUUGAAACACUCGACUUUUCUCAACUACCAAAAGGCAGUAGUGUACCAACCGAGCUAAGGAAGAUGGUGGACAAAGGCGUCGACAUUGCGCUUGAAUGCGCUGCAGGCGAGUAUGCAAAGAGUAUCGUUCAUAAGGCUGAACUUGCACUUGGAAUGGAAAAUGAUACAAGUGAGACAAUCAACGAGAUGAUCCUCUCCGUCAAAAAAUUUGGAUCUAUAGGGAUAAUUGGCGUCUACACAGGCUACACGAACCACUUCAAUAUCGGAGCCAUAAUGGAGCUUGGCAUCCGCUUGAUUGGGAAUGGCCAGGCUCCAGUUCACAAGUACUGGGAGGAGCUCUUGGACCAAAUUCGCAGUGGCGAAUUGGACCCAACGAUCAUGCUUUCGCAUCGCGUUGACAUCCAGGACCUUGACAAGGUCUACCCUAUCUUCGACAAGCGCAGCGAGGAUGUCCAAGUGAUGAAGAUAUUCAUCCAGACCCGCUUCAGUGACCCUCCUGCUAAGGGAACUCCGGAGCUCACAAGAUUCUGA